This is a messenger RNA of Gymnodraco acuticeps, 1871 nucleotides long. Its product is annotated as dynamin-like. The record is from RefSeq and is a predicted model, not a curated record. The transcript has 6 exons. Gene Ontology annotation, cellular component: microtubule; membrane; cytoplasm. Bases 41 to 892 code for a protein of 283 amino acids. Gene Ontology annotation, molecular function: GTPase activity; microtubule binding; GTP binding. NCBI's taxonomy places the organism in Eukaryota, Metazoa, Chordata, Actinopteri, Perciformes, Bathydraconidae.
UCAUCAUCGCGAGAGAGGAUCAUUGAGACAAGAAAGACCGAUGGCGAAAGUUGGAGGAGGUCUACGGACCAUUGGUGUGAUCACCAAACUGGACCUGAUGGAUGAAGGGACAGACUCACGAGACAUCCUGGAAAACAAACUACUGCCGCUCCACAGAGGUUACAUCGGGGUGGUGAACCGCAGUCAGAAGGACAUUGAUGGAAAGAAAGACAUCCACGCUGCUUUGGCUGCUGAGGCUGCUGAGAGGAAGUUCUUCCUGUCCCACCCGGGGUACAGACACAUUGCAGAAUGCAUGGGCACACCACACCUGCAGAAGACCCUCAAUCAGGUGAAUGCAGAAUUUAAGAGAAUCACAACAAUUAAUUUGCAAUCCAAGUUCUUCUCUUCGCUGGAUAUUCACUCUACAAGCCUGAUCGAUGUGUAUACCAAGAAAGGUGGAGUUCAAGGGAAGAAGAUCAAAAGCAUCAUGCUUCCCAUAACCCAGACUGACAGCAUUGACGUGAGACGCGAAUGCAUCCUCAAAGGUCUUUGUGUCUACUUCAAUGAAGAUCCAGAGCUGGUGAAGGAAUACAUGAGCAUCGACAACAGCAGUCAAACGGCAAUGGCAGAGACGGUCUUCGGAAUAUUUGUCAUUCGACACGAAGGUGCAGAGCCUGGGGAUGACCCCGAGAACGUUGGGAUCAUUCUGGAGGGGCUCGAAGUGUUGGAUGAGUUGGGAAACUUAUCUUUUACGGUGGCGAUGAUGUUUGCUCUCGUGUAUGCUCUAAACUUGAGCUACCCUCCAGAGCUGAAGUUUACAUUUGAAGCACUGCAGAAAAUAAUGAUGGAGCUAGAUGAAAACAGACUAUCCACAAAAGGACAAGUUCUCAAAACAUUGCUUUCCCGUGCCUAAUGUCACUGUUUGGGAUCGCCUCAUCUUCCAAACACGCAGCCAUCAGAGAUUCGGUGACUCACCUCUUUGACAGAAAUGUUGAUUGUAUGCAAGAAGUAUAAAAGUAAGCAUUCAAAGUUGGCUGUAGCAUGGUUACGUGGACCUCACUGAGCAGAGGGCUGUGCGAGGAGGCAGAUGUUACCAUGUUGCCUUAUUUGGUCUACUGUUGAAAUUCAAGUUUGUUAUACUGUUCACCCUAAAGUUGAAACAUUUUAAUAUUUGGGAAGAAACUGUGUUUUUUCAAGCAUCUGUCAGUAUAAAGCUAUUUUGUGAAAUAUAUAUUCACUGUUAUAUUUAAUAACAGUGAAAGCCAGUCUGCUUGUUGGCUGAGAUGGUGUUCUUAAUGGGCUUUUUUUAUUGCAUGUUCUCUAAUCUGCAUACUUAGACUGACAGCAAUGACGUGAGACACGAAUGCAUCCUCGUAUUAUAUUUCAUAUAAUAUUUGGGAAGAAACUUAAUUUUUUCAAGCAUCUGCAGCAUUGUUUCUCUUUGCCUAUUUUGUGAAAUACAAUUUUGUAUUUCAACAUCUCGCGUUUGUGUUAUGUUUCCACCCUUGAAGCUCACUAGACUACUGUUGAAAUUCUGUUUCUGUUACUGUUCACUCUAAACGUUUUAAAUAUGUAAACACUCAAAAGUUAUUCUUUGAAUGAACUUGAUUAAAUCAUGGACAGUAUUUCCACAUGAUGAAAUGGCUUUCUUUCAGCUUUAAGCAAUUACGUUGACCCAACCCAGGUAAAUUAAGUUGGUAACACACCUUAUAAAUAAGUUGUAUCAAUCCUAAUAGAUUGCAUUGACCCAACCCAAGUAGAGUUAUUUUUUUGAGUGUAGGGUCCUUCUCAGGUCCAUUAAAUGGAAUCCUUGCGUCCCUCACUUGCGUCGUUUCCCUGCGUUUAGUCCCUUCCUGCAGGGAAGUGAGACGCAAGGAAACCAUGCACAAGAA